AUGAUCAAGGAGAUCGAGGGCGUCGUAUCAAAAUGCGUUGCAUGUCAAUCACUCGCUAGUUUCCCCUCACCAAAAUAUCAGAGUUGGUCAGAACCCGAAAAUGUUCAGUCUCGACUACACAUGGAUUUCGCUGGUCCAUUUUGGAAUGACAAAUGGCUUAUAAUCGUUGAUGCAAAAUCCAAAUAUCCGAUCGUCAAGAAAAUGAAUAACGACACAUCAGCUAAUAAUAAAGCUUUGGAAGAAAUCUUCGACAUUUUUGGAAGUUGCGAUACCAUUGUCACGGAUAAUGGACUUCCCUUCAACAGUAAUCAAAUGCUACGAUUCUACAACAGAUAUAGUACCGAGCAUAUCACCGCACCUCUAAGUAGCUCAGUGUAG
Anisakis simplex (herring worm) is the source of this 378-nucleotide messenger RNA. Lineage: Eukaryota; Metazoa; Nematoda; Chromadorea; Rhabditida; Anisakidae. The record is from the annotation of a GenBank genome assembly.